This is a messenger RNA of Gorilla gorilla gorilla (western lowland gorilla), 1584 nucleotides long. It is a transcript of the gene CD63, whose product is annotated as CD63 molecule. NCBI's taxonomy places the organism in Eukaryota, Metazoa, Chordata, Mammalia, Primates, Hominidae. Gene Ontology annotation, biological process: regulation of vascular endothelial growth factor signaling pathway. The record is from RefSeq and is a predicted model, not a curated record. Gene Ontology annotation, cellular component: plasma membrane. The coding region runs from base 777 to 1493 and encodes 238 amino acids. The transcript is spliced from 8 exons.
AGGAGUGGGGCCGAGGCUGGAGGUGUGGGGGUGUGACGACGGCCGGUCCUACUCUCCGGCCUGUUCAGAUCAGCUCCUUCUGGGGACCACCCCUGGCACACAAGGGAGGGAGGCAGCUUGAUCCCCCUAGCCCGCUUCCAGCCCUCACCUGGCUUUGUCUUCUGGGAUAAGACGGGGAAAUCCAGAGGAUGUAAGCCUCUCCUGCCUUCGUGUCUUCCCCCAAGCCCUCGCUAUCACAGACGGAUGCAGGAGCUGUCUGGGAGGCUGGAAGCACAGACCUUGUCAAUCCUCCCCCAGAGGGCGGGACCCGACGCGGACGUGUCUUGAUUGACUGGGUAGCGUGGCUUCGGGGAAGGGCUUCCUCCCCUUUUCUCAGACUAGGAGCCCUGGAAAAUGGAGAAGCUGUGCUAAUAGAGGGGGGCCAGAAAUCCCCACUCUAGAAUGCUCUAGAAUGUUGGGAGACACCCAGGAUGUGAGCCAGGGACUUUCUGGAAGUGUUUGUUCUGGCCCCACCCGACCCCAGGCAGUCCCCAGCUGUCUGCACAGUCGGAUGGGGACGGGGCUUGCACAGAGUUGGAGCCAGAGGAGAGAGCUGGCUCAUCCCCUACGGUAGGAUGGGGAAACCUCACAGACCACAUUGUCACCCGGCCUCAGCUCUCCGCCCCGGCGCUCAGAGGGUAACUCUCACCCACCUCGUCCGCUUCUCUGAACCAGAGUGACCCAGGCGGCGCUCCGCCCCGCUCUCCUACCCGAGUUGGCACGGAGGCCCGGCAGCCAUGGCGGUGGAAGGAGGAAUGAAAUGUGUGAAGUUCUUGCUCUACGUCCUCCUGCUGGCCUUUUGCGCCUGUGCAGUGGGACUGAUUGCCGUGGGUGUCGGGGCACAGCUUGUCCUGAGUCAGACCAUAAUCCAGGGGGCUACCCCUGGCUCUCUGUUGCCAGUGGUCAUCAUCGCAGUGGGUGUCUUCCUCUUCCUGGUGGCUUUUGUGGGCUGCUGCGGGGCCUGCAAGGAGAACUAUUGUCUUAUGAUCACGUUUGCCAUCUUUCUGUCUCUUAUCAUGUUGGUGGAGGUGGCCGCAGCCAUUGCUGGCUAUGUGUUUAGAGAUAAGGUGAUGUCAGAGUUUAAUAACAACUUCCGGCAGCAGAUGGAGAAUUACCCGAAAAACAACCACACUGCUUCGAUCCUGGACAGGAUGCAGGCAGAUUUUAAGUGCUGUGGGGCUGCUAACUACACAGAUUGGGAGAAAAUCCCUUCCAUGUCGAAGAACCGAGUCCCCGACUCCUGCUGCAUUAAUGUUACUGUGGGCUGUGGGAUUAAUUUCAACGAGAAGGCGAUCCAUAAGGAGGGCUGUGUGGAGAAGAUUGGGGGCUGGCUGAGGAAAAAUGUGCUGGUGGUGGCUGCAGCAGCCCUUGGAAUUGCUUUUGUCGAGGUUUUGGGAAUUGUCUUUGCCUGCUGCCUCGUGAAGAGUAUCAGAAGUGGCUACGAGGUGAUGUAGGGGUCUGGUCUCCUCAGCCUCCUCAUCUGGGGGAGUGGAAUAGUAUCCUCCAGGUUUUUCAAUUAAACGGAUUAUUUUUUCAGACCGAAAA